ACAAAUCCCAUGUGGAGGUGGUACUUGAUAGAAGAGACUCCUCUUUCAGCAACAUUCUUCUUCCAGACACUUGCCCUGGACGAAAACGUUUCGCCCGUGUUAAGUCGUUUGUUUCGCUUUAGUAACGGAUUUUAUAGCACUCGCAAAAAGGGUACUGUGAGUUAUAACCAACUGCUGCUUGACUGGUUGUUUAUUUCGACUAGGCACAGCUGGUCGGCUAACGUGCUAGCAGCUACUUGUAGAUUUAUCCUACCUACGGCUUAUUCGUGGCCGCUUUGCCAGGUGAGCCAACAUAAGCUGAAAACGUCACAAUGGUCUGAUACAGGUCUUUUGUGAAUUAUAUCCAGUAUUAAUAGGCGGUAGGUCGAUAUUGGCAAACAACACUGCACGGUGUUUUGAGUGUUCGUUGAUUGUGUAAGUUGGCCUGUUUGUAUUUGGCAUUAAGCAUUGUCUCUGUUGACAGGCUACGUAGAGUAGACUCAAAACACAAACACUGUCCCUGUAAACAAACUUCUCAGCUGUUGACUUCGGAUAAUCUUGAAAAAUACCCGAUUCAGUAUGGCGCAACACGACCCCUCUCAUGUAGCCAGCUCACAAAAAGCACUUAUGCUGGAAAUGAAGAGCCUCCAAGAAGAACCCGUGGAAGGAUUCAAAAUAACAUUGGUGGAUGAAGCAGAUUUGUAUAACUGGGAAGUAGCCAUUUUUGGACCCCCUAACACUCAUUAUGAAGGGGGGUAUUUCAAGGCUCGGAUCAAGUUCCCAAUAGAUUACCCAUACUCCCCACCUGCGUUCCGUUUCCUCACAAAGAUGUGGCACCCAAAUAUUUAUGAGAAUGGAGAUGUGUGUAUUUCUAUAUUGCACCCUCCUGUGGAUGAUCCGCAAAGUGGAGAACUUCCUUCUGAAAGGUGGAAUCCAACUCAAAAUGUCAGAACCAUUUUAUUGAGCGUGAUCUCACUUCUAAAUGAGCCUAACACUUUCUCACCGGCCAAUGUGGAUGCCUCUGUGAUGUACCGCAAAUGGAGGGAUAGUAAAGGCAAAGAUCGUGAAUAUGUAGAGAUCAUCAGGAAACAAGUUUUGGCUACAAAGGCUGAAGCAGAGCGUGAUGGUGUCAAGGUACCCACCACUUUGGCGGAAUACUGUGUUCGUACACGUGCUCCAGCUCCCGACGAAGGCUCUGACCUCUUUUAUGACUAUUACUAUGACGACGACGAUGUGGACGCUGAAGGCGACUGCUGCUAUGAUGAUGAUGACUCGGGCAAUGAGGAGUCCUGACAUGUUUUGCAUAAUUUCUAGCAUUUGCCCAAGAAGCCAGAUCUUGUAGGUCCUCAACCAGGAUGGUUUGAAGCCUUUUAUUUUUAAACAGUUUUUCUCAGCCUCAAGGCAGAGAAAAAAAUGGGUGCACCUUUUUAAAAUGGUCAGUGUGGCAAGAUUUGCACCAGCACAAGUCUUUACCUUGUUCACAUGUUCCCACUAUCACCUGACACAUAUAGUAAUUUUAUUUACAGUACAUUUGGGUUAAACCACUGUUAAAAAAGACAACUUUCUGCACUGGUGCAAGCCAACCUUAAUCUUCUCUACUUUGCAAACUUUAAUUUCCUUCAGUGUAUCUGACUGAGGUCAUCUCUGAACAACUGAACUACAACUGAGAACAAUGUGUUUGUGGAAAGACCACAUGGUUAACAAUCUGGCUUUCUGACUGUGAUGUUGUAACAUGAGCUAAGUUUAACCCGACAGUGUUAACAAACUUUUAUGUGCAUGCUGUAUCAUCACGGGAGCUGUUUUAAUCAUUUCACAGAUGGACUGUUCACCUGCCCAAUUUUAGAAAUGACUUAAUUAUGACUUAACUCUGACAAACUCUUAAACAUUUUAACAUCCAAUUGAUUUUUGCUUUGUGUGUCUGUGUGUGUAUUUGUGUUAUUCUUCUGGUCAAUGAGAAUGUUCUUUUGAAUGCUGAGAUGCAGUUUUUUGACUUGGCUUGUGUUAGGAUGAGGGAUCAUGAUUUUUUAGGAGCUGAAGGCUACAUGUUCAUUUGUUUUUUCCUAUCAGGUUGACUAAAGACCUGAGGGAGCCAAAGAUAUACUUUUUCCACUAAAAGAAAAUCUAUGUAUAGUUUAUUUACUUAUUGCUCUUAAUACUUGUAGCAACCUCAUGUUUGCUCAAACAUCACGCCUGCAAUCUGUAAAUGCAAUUGAAAUUGGUAAAUCCACAAGUCACAAAAUAAUAGUGAAUAGGAAAACAGUCAUCUAACAAGUGCACUGAGUGGACAGUUUUGAUUUUUGAUCAGAAUGUGUCUGAAUAUUGCUCUGGCAAUAUGAAUUGUUACAGUUUUGACAUGAAUACAGAAAUUCUCAGGAUGAAAUGCAUAAAAGACUUAUUUUUCUUUCUUUCCCUUCUGAAUGGAUUUAUAAUUUCAACACUCAGAUAACAGAUACUUGUAGCUGUAUCAUAUUAGUUUGUGUUCUUUACUUUGAGUUGUUACUUUUUUAUUCUGUGCUAUUUAACAGGUAAAUAAAGAGGUAUUAA
Periophthalmus magnuspinnatus is the source of this 2523-nucleotide messenger RNA. RefSeq names its product ubiquitin-conjugating enzyme E2 R1. Gene Ontology annotation, molecular function: ubiquitin conjugating enzyme activity. The transcript has 5 exons. Gene Ontology annotation, biological process: protein polyubiquitination; ubiquitin-dependent protein catabolic process. The coding region runs from base 559 to 1272 and encodes 237 amino acids. The record is from RefSeq and is a predicted model, not a curated record. NCBI's taxonomy places the organism in Eukaryota, Metazoa, Chordata, Actinopteri, Gobiiformes, Gobiidae.